Vitis vinifera (wine grape) is the source of this 2317-nucleotide messenger RNA. Its product is annotated as probable alpha,alpha-trehalose-phosphate synthase [UDP-forming] 7. Gene Ontology annotation, cellular component: cytosol. Gene Ontology annotation, biological process: trehalose biosynthetic process. Lineage: Eukaryota; Viridiplantae; Streptophyta; Magnoliopsida; Vitales; Vitaceae. The coding region runs from base 200 to 2317 and encodes 705 amino acids. The transcript has a single exon. The record is from RefSeq and is a predicted model, not a curated record. Gene Ontology annotation, molecular function: catalytic activity.
CUUCUUCAGAAAAGUUCUAAGCCCAAGAAUUGACAUGCAUUUGACUCUAAAGAUCAAAGCUUUAACAAGAGAAGAUUCAAUUGUUCAUUGAUUCAGAAACAGAGGGUUAGGGUUUUGAUUGUUUUGUGGUUCUGCAGAUUGGGUGAAAUUGUCCAUUUAAAAAGAAAAAGAAUCUUGGGCUUUUGAGGCUGGUGUAAAAAUGAUGUCAAGAUCGUAUACCAAUCUUUUAGAUUUAGCUACUGGGAAUUUUCCGGCAAUCGGUCGAGAACGGAAGCGGCUUCCGAGGGUAAUGACGGUUCCGGGCAAUGUGUAUGAACUUGAUGAUGAUCAGGCUAAUAGUGUGUCGUCUGAUAACCCCUCUUCAGUUGCUCAAGAUCGGUUGAUUAUAGUGGCAAACCAGUUGCCUGUGAAAGCUAACCGAAGAGCAGAUGAUAGAGGCUGGGUUUUUAGUUGGAAUGAAGACUCAUUGCUUCUGCAACUUAAGGAGGGUUUGCCAGAAGACAUGGAAGUUCUGUAUGUUGGGUCAUUGAGGGUUGAUGUUGACUUGACGGAACAAGAGGAAGUAUCCCAGAUUCUGUUGGAGACAUUCAAAUGUGUCCCUACUUUUCUGCCUCAUGAUGUUUUAGAGAAAUUCUAUCAUGGAUUCUGCAAGAAGUUGUUAUGGCCGCUUUUCCAUUACAUGUUGCCAUUUUCAGCUGAUCAUGGAGGUCGGUUUGAUCGGUCUAUGUGGGAAGCAUAUGUGUGGGCAAAUAAGUUAUUCUCACAAAAGGUUAUUGAGGCGAUAAACCCAGAUGAUGAUUAUGUUUGGAUUCAUGAUUACCAUUUGAUGGUAUUGCCAACUUUCUUGAGGAGGCACUUUAACCAGUUAAGAAUGGGGUUUUUUCUUCAUAGUCCAUUUCCAUCUUCAGAGAUCUACAGGACUCUUCCUGUCAGAGAAGAAAUUCUUAAGGCUUUGCUUAACUCAGACCUUAUUGGUUUCCACACAUUUGAUUAUGCUCGGCAUUUCCUUUCUUGUUGCAGUCGGAUGUUGGGUUUGGAGUAUCAGUCAAAGAGGGGCUAUAUAGGGUUGGAAUAUUAUGGAAGGACUGUGGGGAUCAAGAUUAUGCCUGUUGGGAUUCAUAUGGGCCGGAUUGCUUCAGUGAUGAAGCUUGCAGAUAAGGAGAAGAAGGUAGGAGAGCUCAAGCAGCAGUUUGAAGGGAAAACGGUGUUGCUUGGUGUUAAUGAUAUGGACAUUUUUAAAGGUAUUAAUUUGAAGCUAUUGGCAAUGGAACAGUUGCUUCAGCAACACUCAAAGUGGCAAGGAAAGACCGUGUUGGUUCAGAUUGCAAACCCUGCAAGAGGUAAAGGAGCAGAUUUAGAGGAAAUACAAGCUGAAAUAAGGGAAAGCUGCAGAAGAAUCAAUGAAGAAUUUGGGGAGCCCGGGUAUGAACCAAUAGUUUUUGUUGACAGACCAGUUUCAAUCAGUGAGAGAAUUGCCUAUUACAGUAUUGCUGAGUGUGUUGUUGUCACGGCUGUCAGGGAUGGGAUGAACCUUACGCCGUAUGAAUACAUUGUUUGUAGACAAGGAACAGAUGAUUCUGAAUCAAGUUCGGAUUUGAGUGGGCCCAAGAAGAGCAUGCUAGUGCUAUCAGAAUUUAUUGGAUGCUCUCCUUCACUUAGUGGGGCUAUCUGUGUGAAUCCAUGGAAUGUCGAAGCAACUGCUGAGGCAAUGAAUGAAGCUAUUUCAAUGUCUCAAUCAGAGCAACUCCUGCGACAUGAGAAGCAUUUUCGGUAUGUUAGCACCCAUGAUGUGGCUUAUUGGUCACGAAGCUUCUUGCAAGAUAUGGAGAGAACCUGCUCAGAGCUCUUUAGGAGAAGAUGCUGGGGAAUUGGUUUAAGUUUUGGGUUCAGAGUUGUAGCACUUGAUCCUAAUUUUAGAAAGCUUUCAAUAGAGGCUAUUGUUUCGGCCUACUGUAGGGCUAAGAGUAGGGCCAUACUGUUGGACUAUGAUGGCACUGUGAUGCCCCAAAAUUCCAUCAACAAGGCUCCAAGUCAGGAGGUUAUUUCAAUUCUAAACACACUUUGCUGGGACAAGAAAAAUAUAGUUUUUAUUGUCAGUGGAAGAGGAAGGGAUAACUUAAGCCAGUGGUUUUCCCCCUGCAGGAAGCUUGGACUUGCAGCAGAAGCAAUCUUAAUGGAAGGAAUAAAUGAAGAGAAUGAACGAGAAAAUAUUGAUAAUUUGGCAGAGAGUGAGGCAAUUGAUAUGGAGCAGAAUAGGAAGAAUCAACCAAAGUCAUCUGGAAUGACUGAUCAGCCCCCGCAAGCAUCAACAGAAUAA